CACGUAAAGCCAACAUCAUAAGUCAAUCCACUCAGGAAAACUGUCCCCUACCGCAAAUAUCAGCGCACAAGAUGUCCAACCUCAUCAGGACCAUCUCCCGUUCAUACCCAUGGAUGAAAUCUCCAUUUAUCGUCAGUGCGCCGAUGCGGGUAAUGUCCGGCCCCACCCUAGCUGUUGCUGUCUCGCGCGCAGGCGGACUGGGAUUCAUCGGGCCGGGCGUGAAGACCCAAGAUAUCAGCGCUGAUCUCGAAGAAGCUUCGACCUUGAUAAAAAAGCUCUCUACACCCCAAACCCAGCCUACUUUACUCCAAAACCAACCCGUCCUCCCAGUAGGCAUCGGCUUCCAACUCUGGAGCGACGACAUCGAAGUCGCCGUCUCCACUAUAGCCAAACACAAGCCCUGCGCCGCCUGGCUCUUCGCUCCGCGCAACGGACAGAAAGACCUGGAUACCUGGUCCCGGCGGAUCCGGCAUGCAUCCCCAUCCACCCGCAUCUGGAUCCAGAUCGGCACGCUAGCUGAAGCAAGAGAGCUGCUCCAGGGCAGUGAAGAACCGGACGUGGUUGUCGUGCAGGGGGCAGAAGCAGGCGGACACGGGCGGGCUAACGACGGUCUCGGAAUUAUGGCACUACUCCCGGAGGUGUUGGACUGUCUUCCGCCGCAUAUCCCUGUGUUUGCGGCUGGGGGGAUAGCUGACGGGCGUGGCGCGGCAGCGGCGCUCUGCCUUGGGGCUACGGGAGUAGUAAUGGGGACGCGGUUCCUUGCUGCUACUGAAGCGAGGAUUAGUCCGGGAUAUCAGCGGGAGAUUGUGCGGGCUAGCGAUGGGGCGGUCUCGACGACAAGGACGUUGCUGUAUAACCAGCUGAGGGGUACGGUGGGCUGGCCGGAGGAGUACAGUCCUCGGACGAUUAUCAACAAGUCGUUCAUUGAGCAUCAGACAGGUCGGCCGUUUGAUGAGCUGAAGGAGCUUCAUGAUGAGGCUCUCAAGGCGGGAGAUGCUGGGUGGGGACCGGAGGGAAGGCUAGCGACGUAUGCUGGUGCUGCGAUUGGGUUGAUUCAUGAUGUGAAAGAUGCUGAGGGGAUUGUUCAGGAUGUGCAAGAAGAAGUUUUACAGAGGCUUUCAAAUGUGCAGAAGGCCAAUUCGGCGCAGUAGAAGGAUGGAAUUGCUUUGUAUAUGGUCUUAAGACUGUCUCCCUAUACACUACAAGACAUACUUUAGAAGACAUGCGGAUAUACUACGAGAUAUCCCAUCACACGGCUAUCAUCGAAUAAGACCUAUCCACGGUCAUUGCGGUU
Aspergillus novofumigatus IBT 16806 is the source of this 1294-nucleotide messenger RNA. Its product is annotated as nitronate monooxygenase. Bases 72 to 1151 code for a protein of 359 amino acids. Gene Ontology annotation, molecular function: nitronate monooxygenase activity. NCBI's taxonomy places the organism in Eukaryota, Fungi, Ascomycota, Eurotiomycetes, Eurotiales, Aspergillaceae. The transcript has a single exon. The record is from RefSeq and is a predicted model, not a curated record.